Messenger RNA from Cervus elaphus (red deer), 1632 nucleotides. RefSeq names its product visual system homeobox 2 (gene VSX2). NCBI's taxonomy places the organism in Eukaryota, Metazoa, Chordata, Mammalia, Artiodactyla, Cervidae. Gene Ontology annotation, cellular component: nucleus. Bases 41 to 1126 code for a protein of 361 amino acids. The record is from RefSeq and is a predicted model, not a curated record. Gene Ontology annotation, biological process: regulation of transcription by RNA polymerase II. The transcript has 5 exons. Gene Ontology annotation, molecular function: sequence-specific double-stranded DNA binding; DNA-binding transcription factor activity, RNA polymerase II-specific.
CACAAGACUUGCGGCCUCAGCCCCUCCAAAGAGCCAAGAGAUGACCGGGAAAGCGGGGGAAGCGCUGAGCAAGCCCAAAGCCGAGACAGUGGCCAAGAGUACCUCGGGGGGCGCCCCGGCCAGGUGCACCGGGUUUGGCAUUCAGGAGAUCCUGGGCUUGAACAAGGAGCCCCCCAGCUCCCACCCGCGUGCUACCCUCGACGGUCUGGCCCCAGGGCACUUGCUGGCUGCCCGUUCGGUGCUCAGUCCCGCAGGAGUGGGCGGCAUGGGGCUACUGGGGCCCGGGGGGCUCCCCGGCUUCUACGCACAGCCCACCUUCCUGGAAGUGCUGUCCGACCCGCAGAGCGUCCACUUACAGCCGCUGGGCAGAGCGUCGGGGCCGCUGGACACCAGCCAGACGGCCAGCUCCGAUUCUGAAGAUGUUUCCUCCAGCGACCGAAAAAUGUCCAAAUCGGCUUUGAACCAGACCAAGAAACGGAAGAAGCGGCGACACAGGACAAUCUUUACCUCCUACCAGCUAGAGGAGCUGGAGAAGGCAUUCAAUGAAGCCCACUACCCUGACGUCUAUGCCCGGGAGAUGCUGGCCAUGAAAACGGAGCUGCCUGAAGACAGGAUACAGGUCUGGUUCCAGAACCGCAGAGCCAAGUGGAGGAAGCGGGAAAAGUGCUGGGGCCGAAGCAGCGUCAUGGCCGAGUAUGGACUCUACGGGGCCAUGGUGCGCCACUCCAUUCCCCUGCCAGAGUCCAUCCUCAAGUCCGCCAAGGACGGCAUCAUGGACUCCUGUGCCCCAUGGCUGCUGGGGAUGCACAAAAAGUCGCUGGAGGCGGCAGCCGAGUCAGGGAGGAAGCCCGAGGCGGAGCGCCAGGCGCUGCCCAAGCUCGACAAGACGGAGCCGGAGGAGCGGGGUUCCGAGCCCCCCGCUGCCAUGUCCCAGGAGGAACUGAGGGAGAACAGCAUCGCCGCGCUCCGCGCCAGAGCGCAGCAGCACAGCACCAAGGUGCUGGGGACUGUGUCCGGCCCCGACGGCCUGGCCCGCAGCGCCGACGAGCCCGAGCGAGAGGAGGCCGCGGACCAAGACAGGCCGGCGGAGAGGCUGAGUCCCGCGCGGCUCGAGGACGUGGCUUAGGCCAGGGUGCGCGCAGACGCCGGAGCCCCAGGACUCUGCUCUCCUCGCCGGCCUGUGGUGUUGGGAGGUGUUCUCCCAGACGAGGCCCCUGCCCCGCAGGCCCUCCGUGCACCCCCCCGCCCCCUCGGGUGACUCCAGCUCGGUUGUGGCUGAGGCUUUGGGCCACGCUGAGACACCCCUACCUAGUCCUGACCUGUCCAGCACCUUCCUCAUCCUCACAGCCCUGCCUCAGAAGCCUUCCUGCUGCCCCAGCCCACCCCCUCAGGCUACGUUCACUCAAUUCUUCCGCUCCUCUCACUGUCUGAAUCCCCCUCUGGUCUCUUGCUCCAAAGCGCCCUCCUUCCCAGCUCUAUACCCACCGGUGGAUUCUGUUCUGCCCAGACCCAAAGCCCUCAGCUGCAAACACUGCCACCGCGGCCCCAGGGAUGAAGAACCUGCUCUCCACGCUGGUGUCUUUGAGCGCCCCAGCCCCGCAGCAGCACUCUGCUCCCCCUUCGGCAGUGUGG